AUGAACCAAUUGUUGUGUGAAAGUGGAGGACUUCAAAAUCCGAACUUCAAUCUCUUUUUCGUGCCAUGUGUAUCAAAGCAGUGGCGCGAUUGUCGCUCUAGGAAUGUCAAACUGAAGCUGGAGGUUGAUAAUAACAUCGUUGAAAAGCACCCAAAAGAGAAGAAAUGGCUAAAAGUGGUUCCCAACGUACCUGGAAUUCUUAUAUGUGAGGUAUCAUCGAAUCAAGGAAACAAAACCACAGAAACACUACUUCAGUCACAACAAAAUAUUGACAGUGAAACAAAAACAUACUUCAUCAUGCUGCUUCUAGCGAUCGCAACGAUAUUUCUCAUCCUGCUGAUUGUUAUUUGCAUCACGUGUGUUCAUAGAAAGUCGGCGGGAAAAAAUGGUGUCGAAGGUGGUCCACACUGCAGCGCAGAAGAUGUAAUAGCGAAAGUACAUCAAUUCCAACGACAGAAGGUACAACUUGUUGAGAAACUAGAACAGGGUGAGUACGGUGUGUGUUGGCAGGCAAUCGUGACUGGAGUUGCUGGUGAUCCCGCGAUGGAGAUACAAGUAAUGGCAAAGGAAGCUGCCGGGCAAUACGAUCAGCACGCACUGCUGACGGAACUCAAUACGUACGUACGUGUGGGACAUCACGUGAACAUCCUGAAUUUAUUAGGGAUCGUUAGGGAAAAUAUGGAGCAAGGGGAGCUUUACAUAAUAACGGAAUACUGUCGAUUUGGCAAUCUGAAAGAUUUUUUAGCCCAGAACCGGUAUGCAUUUCGCGACGAUAGUAGCAGUGAGCUUUUGGUGUAUGAUUCUGGUAACGCUUCAUCAAGCUCGUUCACUGCAAGACGCCCCUUUACCAAGCUGGAUCUGCUGAGCUGGUCGUAUCAAAUCGCAUGCGGUUUACAAUAUCUCGUAACCCGCGAGCUGGUGUAUGGUAAUCUGUCCGUUCGCAAUGCACUACUCGGUGAGGGUAAUAUAGUGAAGCUUAGUCACUUUGCUGUACCUCGCCGAGUGCAGUCCAGUAGUAAACUCACCCAAACGAACGUCCUGUCGCUAGAGCGCAUGGCUCCGGAAUGCCUUCAAAGUGGAACGAUUACUAGUAGCUCCGACGUGUGGUCGUACGGUGUACUGCUGUGGGAGUUGUUUACAUUGGGGUGUGAUCCUUGCUGGGGUAUGAUACCGCAUGGAAAUAUGGAGGGGAUAUUCGAGUGUGGAGUUAGUUUACCUCAACCGGAGUAUGCGAACGAUGAAGUGUAUCAAAUCAUGAGGAGCUGCUGGAAGCACGACCCUUUAGCGAGACCGUGCUUUACUGAGCUGUGCCACAAGUUGUACUUUAUGAUUCCAAGCAACCAUAUAAGAAAUUAUGAAGAGAUGCGAAAUGUGUACUCUUGCAUAAAUGCGGUAGACAGUGCAAUUUUGUAG
Anopheles marshallii is the source of this 1413-nucleotide messenger RNA. Its product is annotated as platelet-derived growth factor receptor alpha-like. Gene Ontology annotation, cellular component: signaling receptor complex. Bases 1 to 1413 code for a protein of 470 amino acids. NCBI's taxonomy places the organism in Eukaryota, Metazoa, Arthropoda, Insecta, Diptera, Culicidae. Gene Ontology annotation, biological process: cell surface receptor protein tyrosine kinase signaling pathway; multicellular organism development; protein phosphorylation. Gene Ontology annotation, molecular function: transmembrane receptor protein tyrosine kinase activity; ATP binding. The transcript is spliced from 5 exons. The record is from RefSeq and is a predicted model, not a curated record.